Molecule: messenger RNA, 1047 nt
Organism: Psylliodes chrysocephalus
Lineage: Eukaryota; Metazoa; Arthropoda; Insecta; Coleoptera; Chrysomelidae
Source: the annotation of a GenBank genome assembly
CUCCGGAGGAGGAAAACUUCAUUCCUCUGAAGCCGAUGCUCAUCUGUUCUCGGUCUACUGUCAAGCCAACACUGAAAGGCUUUUCCUUUGAACAUGGGGAACGGAAAAUGUUCCUAAAUAGUGUUAAAAUAGACAAUUUAUAGUUAAUCAUAGUGCUAAUUCGACGUCGUUUUUCAAAAUAGAGACAAUAAUAUUGUAGUGAGAUUUUGAAAUUUUGGUUUUGUAGUGAUUGAGGAUGUUUUAGACAAAUUUGAUUAGCUUAAAAACUUUACUAAAUGAACUAUAAUAAACAAAAUGGCGCAAUUUGUGACCCACAUCCAACCAACCUUGAUGGAAUCCUCCCAUCACCAUGUGCCACACACGCACCAUCACCAAGGUCACCACAAUAAAGAACACCAAUCUAAAGAUCAUCACAAAGAUCACCAUGGGAAAGACCACCAUGGAAAAGAUCACCAUGGCAAAGAUAAAGAUCACCAUGGUAAAGAAAAAGAUCACCACGGUAAAGACAAAGAUCACCACGGCAAAGAUAAAGAUCAUCACGGUAAAAGUCCUCACAGAUCGGACUAUCAAGGAACGCAUUCAGGGCAUUUACGGGACUUUCCUGUACUGCCGCAUGUACCUGGAGAACACCAUCACGAAGAACAUGUUCAUCAUAAUGGAGGGACUAAGAAAGAGUCUGGUCUCUACGAUCACGCAGAAAGCAGAGGUAGUAGUAAAAGAGACUCCGGCCAGUAUUUUGAUUCGCACGGUAUUUCUCACUCGUUUGAAUUACAUUUCAUAGAUUCCCAAGGGAUUCAUAGAGAUUUCCAUGGGCACGGGAUCGAAGAGGAUCAUUUUACGGAUAAGGAAAAGCACCACAAGAGAAAGGAGGAAAAAUCUCCGUUUAGAGAUGAAGAAACUAGACCGACUCCUCCUCAGUUUAUCGACAUCCUUCCUGUGCAUUUGGAGAACAAGUUGCAUGUGAGUAUUAUCUAUAUUAAUAUACAAUAUUGUAUUACAUAUAUUAUGUUCUUGUUUGAAAAUAAAUUUCAAUUAUUUCAUUAACAA